AUGUCGCUCUUACAUGCUCUUCACCAUGACAUCAAGCACGUCGCAUCGUCUACUGUACCCCACGAGCUUAACCCGACCCCUGCAACCCCAGCCGAACAUGUUCCAGCCACGCAGGUUUCUGUAGAAGACAACUCCACUCCCAGAGAUGGGCAACCUGUCUUUGAACGGGCGGUGCCCAGUCGGACGACCAAAUCGCGUCGAGUGGUCAUUACUGCAUUGCUUGUUCUGGCUAAUCUUGUACAGAUGACAGUCAAUUUUGCAGGCAUUGCUGGAGGAAGCGCCUUGAGUGAGUCAUUAGGUGUGAAAGACACCUACGCCUCGUGGAUUGCUGCUAGCUAUGCUCUAACCCAAGGUACCUUUGUGUUGGUUAGUGGUCGAUUGGGAGAUGUUUAUGGCCACCGAGAACUCGUUCUAGCUGGGGGUGUCUGGCUCACCAUCUGUACUCUAGCCAAUGCCUUUUGUAACAACUUCUUCGCCUUUGUCACGAUGCGGGCUCUAGCUGGUCUUGGAGGAGCAUUGAUCAUGCCUAACGCAGUGGCUAUGAUAUCCAGCACCAACCCCCCGGUCGCGUGCGAAAUCUCAGUCUGGGUCUCUUUGGUGCGUCCGCACCAUGCCUGCCUUGGUGUUAUUACAUUCACUCCUCUCUGGGCUCUGAGUCCGCGAGAACCACCGGUCGAUCGACAUGGAAAGAUCGACUGUAUUGGAUCUGCUCUUGGAACAAGCUCGUUGAUCCUGUUCAACUUUGUUUGGAAUCAAGCACCGAGUGUCGGUUGGUCAACCCCCUAUGAGAUAGUUCUCCUGAUCAGCUCAAUCAUAUUAUUCGGGGGCUUUUUGCUUUGGGAAAGGAACUACGCCGCGGAGCCGAUCAUGCCACUCGACAUCUUCAAAGCUCCAUCCUUCCUCAUGCUACUUUUAGUCGUGCUUCUCAAUUAUAUGGCCGUAGGAACCUUGAUCUGGUACCAGGUACUAUGGCUCCAAAAGGUCUGGCACUGGUCUCCCCUGCAAUUUGCCGUGGGCUGGACCCCAUUCGUGAUCUGCGCCACGGGCGCGGCCUGUCUCGCAGCAUGGAUGAUUCCGCGAAUGGCAGCACAAUGGAUCCUGGCCAUUGGAACCGUCACAAUCUUAAUUUCCAAUGUGCUCAUGGCGACCGUGCCAAUUCACCAAUCAUACUGGCCCCAGAUUUUCCCUUCCGUGGUUCUCUUCUCAUUCUGCCCGGAUUUCGUGUACACGGCUGGCCAGAUCAUUGCCAGUAACUCCGUCCGUCGAAAUCAGCAGGGGAUUGCCGCGUCCGUUAUUGGCACAUUGAAUCUAUACGGGAACAGUCUCGGACUGGGGUUUGCAUCCACCAUUGAGGUGCAAAUUGCCCGCCGCUCGGGUAGCCAAAUCAUGGGGUAUCGAGCGGCACUUUUGUUCGGUGUUGCCAUCAGUGCUGUAGCACUUAUACUUGACGUCUGCUUUGUCCGACUGGUCAAGGAUGAUCGAGAGGGAUGGCAUGAGGAUGACGGCAUGGAGGAAAUUGAGCUGACGGAGCAGGCCGAAGCCACUGGUGUCCAUCUACCACAUGUAAACCACUAG
Messenger RNA from Penicillium samsonianum, 1575 nucleotides. RefSeq lists its product as uncharacterized. The record is from RefSeq and is a predicted model, not a curated record. The transcript is spliced from 5 exons. Bases 1 to 1575 code for a protein of 524 amino acids. Gene Ontology annotation, biological process: transmembrane transport. Gene Ontology annotation, molecular function: transmembrane transporter activity. Gene Ontology annotation, cellular component: membrane. Lineage: Eukaryota; Fungi; Ascomycota; Eurotiomycetes; Eurotiales; Aspergillaceae.